Molecule: messenger RNA, 270 nt
Organism: Cylicostephanus goldi
Lineage: Eukaryota; Metazoa; Nematoda; Chromadorea; Rhabditida; Strongylidae
Source: the annotation of a GenBank genome assembly
AUGUCAACGUCAGUAAAGCAUCGUGAGUUCAUUGGUGAGCCAAUGGGAGAUAAAGAAGUUACGGCGAUAGCUGGUAUUGGUCCAACAUACGGAGCAAAGUUGACUGAAAUUGGAUUUGAUAAAGCCUACAUUCUCUUCGGACAAUUUCUGCUGCUCAAGAAGGACGAGGAUCUAUUUGUGGAAUGGCUGAAGGAUACUGCUGGAGUCUCAGCUCAUCAUGCAAAGAGUGCGUACAAUUGUCUAAACGCCUGGGCGGAGCAGUUCAUCUAG